UAAAACUUUAUAGGACCCUUUUCUUACAUGAAGUCUAGUAAUUUACCGCUGCAGUUAGUAAACAAAGUGAACUAUGUCUGGAUUUGUGAAUUCAUCCACACCAAGUAAACAAAACUGAAAACUGAAGAUUGUAGCCUCUGUUUGUGACAGUAAAAAUGGGAAAGAAAAGGGGCAAGGACAAGAGCUCCAGAGAGGAUGAUGACACUGACCUGACAGGUCCAUCUUGCAGACAUAUAAAGAAGGGAACAGACCAAACUCUUCUAAAGAAACUGAAUUCUGAUUGGAUGAGGUGUCAGGAUUGUAAGCAUGAAGAAAAUAAAGAAAAUAUCAGCACCACCCCGCAACAGGACUCUGAAGUGGAGCAACAAAUAGCAGGUGUAUGGAUGUGCUUGAAAUGCGGCCAUAGAGGAUGUGGACGAAACUCUGAGAACCAGCACGCCAUCAAACAUUAUGAGACUCCACGGUCAGAUCCACAUUGCCUGGUGAUUAGUUUGGACAGCUGGAGUGUGUGGUGUUACAUAUGUGAUGAUGAAGUCCAGUACUCCAGAACUGGACAUUUGGCUCAGCUGGUGAACAACCUAAUAAAACAAACCUCUGCAGAUUCAAUAAAGAGGCCGCAGAAAAGAGUGAAGGAGGAAGACGACUUGUUGGAAGUUGAACAGAAGACGGAGCCUGUAAAAGCAGAGGAAAGUGAGGACAAAGAAAACAAAGAAAACAAGGACCGCCAAAGGAAAAAUGGCAAGAAAGAGAGUGUGGGAAAAUCACAAAAGUCUGGCACAUCUGAAGACAGUGGUGGUGUUUCAGUAAAGGGGUUGAGCAACCUGGGAAACACAUGUUUCUUUAAUGCAGUCAUUCAGAAUCUCUCUCAAACACAGCUCUUAAGACAGACUCUCAACAAAGUGACAGAAGAGAAAAUGAGUCUUAACAUUACAACUGUUGCCUCCUCAGAUCUGGAGCCUAUUGGAGUGCAGUUGGGCCAGCCUGGAUCUCUUACUUUGGCUAUGUGUCAACUACUGAAUGAGAUCCAGGAAUCCACAAAGGGUGUGGUAACACCACGGGAGUUGUUCACACAAGUUUGUAAGAAGGCUGCCAGGUUCAAAGGAUUCCAGCAGCAAGAUAGUCAGGAGCUGCUGCGCUAUCUUCUGGAUGGGAUGCGAGCUGAGGAGAUCAAAAGAGUAAGCUCAGGGAUCAUGGAGGCAUUGAAAGAAUCUAGAAAAAGCACAGAUGGGGAACAGCUGAAAACACUAGUUAAAGGUAAAGGUAAAGAGUAUGAGAAAAAUGGAUUUCCAAAAAACUUUGUUGACCACAUUUUUGGUGGGGAAAUGACCAGCACUAUUAUGUGUCAGCAGUGUAAAACGGUGUCUGUAGUCACAGAGAUGUUUCUAGAUCUUUCCCUUCCUGUUGCUGAUGAGGCAUACAGAAAGAAGAACCAGAAGAAAGCAGUUCAUAACACCAGUGGGUCGAGCCAGGAUGGCAGAAACAGCCCUGCUUUGACCAAUGGAAAUGAUGACAUUCCCUCCAUGGCUGGCAGCAAGUACCAGCAGAAGAAAGCAAAGAAGCAGGCAAAGAAGCAAGCAAAGCAUCAAAAGAGGCAGCAGAAGCUUGAGGGCAGAGUCACUUUAGACAGUCUCACAUCUUCAAGCCACACAGAGAGCCAACAGACGGAUCCUACUGCAGAUGCAAAGGACGGUGAAGAUGCUGAGAAUGAAAUUCACGAAGAAGCCUCAGUGAGUGAAGGAAAUCCUGCACAAAUAAGUGUGUCUGAACAGAACUUGAAGAACCUUGACGCACUCCAGGAUAAAAAAGAAGAAGAAGACGAGGAUUCAGUGAUUGACUGUGACUCAUCGGCUACGUCAUCGGUCAGCAACCGUUUUACCAUCUUGUCAGAGGAGCAGCACUCCAAGGACAGCAUCAGAGACGAUGACAAAGCAUCUGACGUGGAUGAGGAAGGAGAAGAAGACACACAGCUGGUGAGUGAAAUGGAGAAAGUAACCCUGGACGAUGCCUUCAUAGAAGACCCUAAUGCUGUGAAUCAAGUCAUGGAGAAUGAAGAUGAGCCGUCAGAGGCUAAAGAGUACACUGUAGUGAAUCAGGACCCAGAGCUGGCCUUCCACACACUGGCAAACAGGACAGCCCCUGAGAAACAGGAGUGUUCAGUGCAGUCAUGCCUUUUUCAGUUCACAGAAGUGGAAACCCUCACGCAGAACAACAGCCUCCUUUGUGUCACCUGCACUAAACGGCAGCCAAACACAGACAAAGCUGGAGGAUCCAAGAAGAAUAUCUACACUGAUGCCUUGAAGCAAAUGCUGAUUUCAUCUCCCCCACCAGUACUUACCCUUCAUUUGAAGAGGUUUCAACAGAAUGGAUACAGUAUUUGUAAAGUGAACCGACAUGUCCAGUUCCCCCUGAUACUGGAUCUAGCUCCCUUUUGUGGGGUUAAAUGCAAGAACCUGACAGAGGGAGAUACUCAGAUUUUGUACAGUUUGUACGGUAUUGUAGAGCACAGUGGAACAAUGAGGUCAGGUCAUUACACAGCCUAUGUGAAAGUCCGACCUGAGUGCCCUAAACCCUCAUCCAACGGAUUUGCAGCUGAAGGAGAUGCAGGGCCACCCAGAGGAUCCUGGUUCCAUAUCAGCGAUACAAGCGUCCAGCCUGUGAGCGAGAGUAAAGUCCAGAGUUGCCAAGCCUACCUCCUCUUCUAUGAAAGAAUCCUCUAAUGGAACCAUACUCACUAC
Messenger RNA from Chelmon rostratus (copperband butterflyfish), 2735 nucleotides. It is a transcript of the gene usp16, whose product is annotated as ubiquitin specific peptidase 16. The transcript is spliced from 18 exons. Gene Ontology annotation, molecular function: zinc ion binding; cysteine-type endopeptidase activity; cysteine-type deubiquitinase activity. Bases 156 to 2717 code for a protein of 853 amino acids. Gene Ontology annotation, biological process: regulation of gene expression; regulation of cell cycle. Gene Ontology annotation, cellular component: cytosol; nucleus. The record is from RefSeq and is a predicted model, not a curated record. Lineage: Eukaryota; Metazoa; Chordata; Actinopteri; Chaetodontiformes; Chaetodontidae.